AUGGCCGGCCUCGGGCGGCCGGGUCCGGGGCCGCGCGCCGCGCUGCCCGCCUGGAAGCGCGAGGUCCUGGAGCGGAAACGGGCCAAGCUGGCCGCGCUGGGCGGCGGGGCGGCGGAGCGCACGGGCGCAGCCGAGCCGUGCGUGCUGGCCGAGAGCCUGGGCCCGCUGCGCGAGAACCCGUUCAUGCGGUUGGAGUCGGAGCGGCGGCGCGGCGCGGCGGGGCUACAGAAGACCGGCAGCAACUCCUUCACCGUCCACCCCCGGGGCCUGCACCGCGGCGCGGGCGUCCGCGCGCUCCCCAACGGGCCCGCGGCCCCCGGUCCCCGGGCCGGCCCUGCCAACGGCCUCGCGGGCUCCCCGCCUGGGCCGGGCGAGUGGAAGCCAAAGGCGGAGUCGGGGGAGCCCUCGCUCCACGCGCCCCCCAGCCCCGGGACCCCGAGUGCCACUCCAACCGCGCCCACUACCUUCCCCGAGCUCCGUCCUGCCAGUGCCACUCCCAGCCAGCGCCAGUGGGUCUCCGCGGCCACCAGCGCCAACGACUCCUUCGAGAUACGGCCAGCUCCCAAGCCAGACAUGGAGACUGUCCCCUCGGGGGACCUCCAGGCCCGGGCCCUGGCCAGCCUCCGAGCGAACUCGCGGAACUCCUUUGUGUUCAUCCCUAAGCGCAAGGCUUGUGGGGCCCCUUCUCCCGAGGGCAGGCAGUCUGGGGAGCUGCAACAGGGAGAGGUGGGCUGGGCCUCCCAGAGCCAGAGGCUGGGAGCCCAGCUGGUGCCUGGAGGGGACGGUGCACCUGCUCUCGGGAAGAGCUCCUUGGGGAUUGAGGAGCAGGGUUGUCCCAGGCCAGCCAUCGCCCUCACUGACCGGGCCAUUAGGCGGCAGAGGUCAUCGUCACCACCCCCGUUCCUGCCGGCCACCGACGAAGCCGAGCCUGCCGAGGGCUGCAGGGGUCUCGGCUUGGCCAAGAAUGGCCGGGAGCAUGGUAGGCCGGGGCUGCCUGUGACUCUCAUUGACGAGGUGGACUCGGAGGAGGAAGCGCCCCAAGAAGCCAAACUGCCCUGCUCUGGGGGUGGUGUGCCUCCCCAGUACCGCCCGCACCCUGCCAGGCCUGGGCAUACAUCCGAACUCCAGCACCGAGGGAACAACACCUUUACAGUGGUGCCCAAGAGGAGGCCAGAGGCCCUGCGGGGGCAGCACCCUGGACAGGCCGGCGGGGAGCCCCCGCCACAGGAGGCCAAGGAAGAGGAGGCUGGUUUCCUCUCGGGGCCCCAAGCUGCCCUGGGGUCCACGCUGAAGAAACGCUACCCCACUGUGCACGAGAUUGAGGUGAUUGGCGGCUACCUGGCCCUGCAGAAGUCCUGUCUCACCAAGGCUGGCUCCUCAAGAAAGAAGAUGAAGAUCUCCUUCAACGACAAGAGCCUUCAGACCACAUUCGAGUACCCUUCCGAGAGCUCCCUGGUGCAGGAGGAAGAGGAGGAAGAGGAAGAAGGGGAAGGGGGGGAGGAGGAGGAGGAUGACGAGGAGGAGGAGGUUGAAUCCAGCUCAGAGGAGAAACCCUUUGUGCUCUUCCUGCCCCGGGCCACGUUUGUGAGCGGUGUGGGGCCUGAGAGCCCUCGGCUGCCAGAAGGCAAUGCAGGCCUGUCCAGCUACACCCCAAAGCACUCUGUGGUCUUUGGCAAGUGGCAGGAAAAGACCCCAGAGCAGACCCCGAGUGAGGCGGAGCCCCCACCCAAGGAGCUCACGCUCACACCUGCCAGUCAGAACGACCUCGCGGACUUCUGCAGUGAGCCUGCCCUCCAUUUCUGACCAGGACGGCCAAGGCCAAGCUCAGUGGGGGUCCCGGGAGCCAGGCCAUUCCUAGGAGUCCCCCACUUUACACCCCUUGCCCAGACCCUGGCCGCUCUGCCUGGCCCUGACUCACCCUGACCUCCUGGGUCCUCACACCCGUGCUGGCCCUGGAAGCAGCCAGGGCUUCUCUUAUCACUGGGGCUGGGUCUCACCCCUGGCCCUGGUUUGGGGGCUCCAAGGAAGAGCAGAGGUGGGGGAGGGCCAGGGUCCUGCAGGAUGGUGACCUGUCUGUGACCAGGUGGGGGCCUGAGCAGAUUCUGCACCAGGCUGCUCUCCGUCCUGCCCGCCAAGCCUUCCUCCCAGGGGCUGUGGGGCAUGUCUGGGGUGAAGGCCUGUCCUAGCUUCCUGCUCCCGGUGGGAACUUCAGGCCCUUGUCCCCAGCCACAUUCCCUUCAUGGUGGAGCUCAGCUGUC
This is a messenger RNA of Propithecus coquereli (Coquerel's sifaka), 2258 nucleotides long. RefSeq names its product taperin (gene TPRN). The transcript is spliced from 5 exons. Gene Ontology annotation, cellular component: stereocilium base. Gene Ontology annotation, molecular function: phosphatase binding. The record is from RefSeq and is a predicted model, not a curated record. Lineage: Eukaryota; Metazoa; Chordata; Mammalia; Primates; Indriidae. Gene Ontology annotation, biological process: sensory perception of sound; stereocilium maintenance; auditory receptor cell stereocilium organization. The coding region runs from base 1 to 1803 and encodes 600 amino acids.